GACACGAGGGGUUUUUGAACGGUGAAAAGCGGGCUUGGAAACAUUCGAGAGGGAAACAAAGAAAGAGUGAACAUAUCACCGCCGAAGGACGGGAAAUAAAGGGAAUCGUUGAUUUACAUCCCCCCAGACCAUCCUGGCAGCCGUUUAAGGUUUGGAUCAUGUCACACAAACAGAUCUACUAUUCAGAUAAAUAUGACGAUGGCAAUUACGAAUAUAGGCAUGUAAUGCUCCCCAAAGAGAUCGCAAAGCGUGUGCCCAAUACCCACUUAAUGUCUGAGACUGAAUGGAGGAACCUUGGGGUCCAGCAAAGCCAAGGAUGGGUUCACUACAUGAUCCACCAGCCAGAGCCCCACAUCUUGCUGUUCCGGCGCCCCCUGACAACCCCCAAAUCAUAAAGGACAUUCUCUGGGUCCUUGGGAGAUCGGUCCUCAUGUGCCACAGAUCAACUCAUCAGACUUGGAUCAGGAAAUUGGACCACCAAACUCUUCUGGCGUAGGUGUCUUGUGAUUUGAGCUGAUCAUUCUGGACCUGGAGGAUGAUGACAGUAUGAACACUGGUUGUGGAAUGGAGUACGGAGUGUUGAAGGAAGAAAACAAAAAUCGCCACCCUUCUUGUGGGGAGAAAAUCUCUGCAUGUGUUGACAGUGACACACAGUCUGCCUGAAAUGUUGAAAUGGGCUUACGCUGUGCUUUUGACUUCAUUUAUGUCCAACUUGCUGAACCUGCUCGGAUGUUCCAGCUUUUAAAACAACUUGUAAGAUGUGGGGAGUGAAACUUGUUGACACACUGAGUAGUUCUUGCAGUACUUUCUCAGUAAGGCUCAGGUCAGAACAAAGUCAGAUAAAAUGGUUGGAUCCUAAUUAGAUUUGACUCUGAAACAACAGCCUGCGGAUUUAACUGACAUGUUGCUGCUUGGUUUAAAUGACACUGUAAAUUGACAUUUAACAAAUCUUGUCAUGUGCAUUAAAGUCCGCAUCUACGAGUCUCCUACAAAGUAGUGUUGAUCCCUGUUUUAUAAGAGCACAUUUAGGUUUUUUUAUGGAGGAACAAAUCUUGUUUAGUCUGAUUAUGCCUGUAAGCUGCUCAGUAUUUAUGAAUGUGUUGCCCUUUAUCAAAUAAAUGUAAACCCUUUUGAGUGUCUUUGCAGCA
This is a messenger RNA of Sphaeramia orbicularis (orbiculate cardinalfish), 1148 nucleotides long. RefSeq names its product CDC28 protein kinase regulatory subunit 1B (gene cks1b). The record is from RefSeq and is a predicted model, not a curated record. Gene Ontology annotation, molecular function: cyclin-dependent protein serine/threonine kinase regulator activity. The coding region runs from base 159 to 395 and encodes 78 amino acids. NCBI's taxonomy places the organism in Eukaryota, Metazoa, Chordata, Actinopteri, Kurtiformes, Apogonidae. The transcript is spliced from 4 exons.